Molecule: messenger RNA, 840 nt
Organism: Saccharomyces eubayanus
Lineage: Eukaryota; Fungi; Ascomycota; Saccharomycetes; Saccharomycetales; Saccharomycetaceae
Gene: COG7
Product: Golgi transport complex subunit COG7
Exons: 1
Coding region: 1-840 (279 amino acids)
Source: RefSeq, a predicted model, not a curated record
AUGGCCGACUUAUCUAUUGCGGAUGAUGAUGAUAUCUUAGGAAUGUUUUUUGAUGAGGAAUUUGUUCCUCACGCAUUUGUUGAUAUACUUUUAACAAAUGCACUUGACGAAGAUGAAAUCCAAACGCAAUCCAUAUCGUCAUCGCUAUUGACCAGGCUGGACUUCUACACAAAAAACCUUACAAAGGAAUUGGAGAAUACUAUAUGGAAUUUGGAUAAAUUGUCUCAAACACUACCGAUGGCAUGGGCACCUUCUAGAUCCAGGGAAGAAUUAGACAAAGAUGAUUCAUCAGUAUAUUCGACUGAAUCGUUAAGGUCAUCUAAGCUGGAGUACUAUCUGGAUACCUUGGGAAGUGCCGUAAGAGCAUUGGAAACAGGAAUGAAGAAUGUGACGCAAAAGGUAAAUGAGAUAGAUCAACAAAAAGAUGAAAACACUAAUGUUAGAAAACAACUGCAAAAUUUAGUGCUAAUUAAAGAAAGAAUUGAGAAGACAAUAUAUUAUUUAGAACAAAUCAAGACCGUUACGAAUAUUUCGACAACAAAAGAAAGUGGAAACACUGCUACCAUGGGUAGCGACAUUUCAAUAAGCGACUUCAGGACAUCUCUGAAGACUCUAGAGAAUACGAUUGAUGAAUCGCUAGCUUUAACGUCUGGAAAUGAAGCCAAAAACCAAAAAAAUUCCGAUUUGAUAGAAAAAAUUGACUCACUUUUCGAACUGAAGACCUUGUUUAAAGGUCUUGAUAAGUUCUUUGCUGAAUACGUCACCUUUUCAGAGAGUAUAAAAUCAAAAGCACAAAGUUAUUUAUCAACCAAGGAUAUUGACGAAGAGCUAAUUUCUUGA